Messenger RNA from Plasmodium reichenowi, 1830 nucleotides. Its product is annotated as transporter, putative. NCBI's taxonomy places the organism in Eukaryota, Apicomplexa, Aconoidasida, Haemosporida, Plasmodiidae. The coding region runs from base 1 to 1830 and encodes 609 amino acids. The transcript has a single exon. The record is from RefSeq and is a predicted model, not a curated record.
AUGAGUUCCAAAAAAAAGUCUACAAUUAUAUUGUCCCACUCGGGUAAAGAAGAUGUAUCUGUAUCUGCAGAGAAAGUAGAAAUGCCCAGAAGGGAGAUGAGUUCAAAUGAUAAUGUUAAUAAUAAUGAGAAGAAGAAAAGCAUAUUAAGUUAUUUAAGUUUGAAAGGAUAUGAUAUGCCAUCUUCCUUAGAUGACCUUUUGAAAAAGAAAGAAAUAAGAUUGUCCUCAGAACAGAAAACACCCUUUAAUAUAAAUAGGAGUGUGUUAUUAUUUGUAUAUUUUAUAUUAAUAGUAUUAACAAAUCGUUUAUUUUUUGGAUGGCCUAAUUUAUCAAAUUUAUUGUUUAGAGAAGAUACUUAUAUAUGGAAAUGUCAAAAAAAUGAGCAUGGAGAAUAUGAUAGAUUUGAUGAUAAAAGAUAUUCAUGUGAUGAACAAGAUAAAGCUGUACAAACAAUAUUUAUAUUUGGUUCUUCUGCUUAUUUUGCAUUUUCAUUUUUUAAUGGAUUAAUAGUAGAUUAUUUAGGUUCACGUUUUAGUAUGUUAUUAGGACAUAUAUUAAAUUUAAUUGGAUGGGUAUUAAUGUUAAUGUCAAAUGAACAUUUUGAUGCUUAUGUAAUAGGAGGAAUAUUUAUGUCAGCAAGUAUUGAUUUAGCAUCCUUUUCUACGUUAAAUGCAUCAGGAUUAUUUCCAGGGAAUGAGAAUUUAAUAGUGAAUAUAAUAUCUGGUGCAGGUUCCUUAUCUACUGGUACCAUGACUAUAUUAGAUCUUAUAAUAACUCGUUAUAAUUUACCUUUCAAGACAUUUAUGCUUUGGUAUAUGUGUAUCAGUGUAUCGUUUUUCUUUUUAUUGACAAUUUUUUUAUUUCCCAAAAAUAGAUAUUAUAGACAAUAUGAAUUCGAUAAUUAUUAUAAUAAUAAAGAAAUGGACUUAAAGGAUUAUGAAGAUUUUCAUAAUAGUACGAAGAAAAUAUAUGACCAGGAUAAGAAAAAAGAUGGACAUCAAUAUAAUAACAAUGUAAAUAGUAGUGUUGGUGUUAAUAAUAGUUUAGUUGUUAAAAAGCAUGAAGGUGGAAUAAAGAGAAGAGAAUUAGAAUUACAAAAUGUGAAUUCUUCUAAACAUGUAUUUAAUGAUUUAGAAAAUAAUGAUAGUAAAAAAGAUGAAUAUGCUGCAAGUACAAAUAAUAGUAGUAAUAUGGUUAAGAGCAAGUUGAAUAUAUUUAAUUCACCGACAGUUAAAGAUUUAAUUAAAAUAUUUACAUGUGCACAUUUUGUAUGUUUAUGGAUAUAUGGACCGUUAAAUGCUAUAUAUAAUACUUUUUAUUUUAGUGUCGUAGAAAAUAUAUUAUCAAAAGAUAAAAAUGAUAUUUUAGGAUAUAUCUUACCAUUUUCCUUUAUACCAUGUGUCUUAUUAGGUAACUUAUCGGAUAAGUUUGGAGUUAUGCUUAUGUUUACAUAUGAAUUAAUGUUUGCCUUCUCUAUGUAUGCCUUUAGUUAUAUUAAAUCAAACUGGGCUCAGUGGAUAUCGGUUAUAUCAAACGCAUUAUAUUCAGCAUGUGCAAAUGGACAAUUGUGGACAUUCAUUUCUUUUACUUUUAGUUCGAAAUAUCAUUCUACAUUAAUAGGUUUCUUGAACCUAGUGUGUGGUGUGGUAUCUUUUGUGCGUCUCUCCUUAUUUGAGUGGGCUAAAUAUGCGAACUAUGAUUUUACAUAUAUCAAUCUCUUUAUAUUAGCUUUGAUAGUAGUAAAUAUAGUGGUAGUCAUAUGUAUGGUGUUUAUAAGGCGAAUCAAGGGAGAGAAAGUAACCUAUGGAGACGACGGAUCAUCAAAGUAG